Messenger RNA from Lacerta agilis (Sand lizard), 3545 nucleotides. RefSeq names its product N-acetyltransferase 10 (gene NAT10). Gene Ontology annotation, cellular component: 90S preribosome; nucleolus. NCBI's taxonomy places the organism in Eukaryota, Metazoa, Chordata, Lepidosauria, Squamata, Lacertidae. Gene Ontology annotation, molecular function: ATP binding; 18S rRNA cytidine N-acetyltransferase activity; tRNA binding. The transcript has 29 exons. Bases 164 to 3226 code for a protein of 1020 amino acids. Gene Ontology annotation, biological process: rRNA acetylation involved in maturation of SSU-rRNA. The record is from RefSeq and is a predicted model, not a curated record.
GGGUCCUCUUGGCUUGUAGAGCUGGUUUCUGUAAGGAAGGAAGCAGAAAAGGCAAGGAAACAGUCUCCGAGUCAGCGGCUGGGUUUGGAGGCCUCUCCCUUGUUUGCUGGGAGACGGCACGUGUCGAUUCCAAGUUUGUGCACCCAAGGAUCUCUAGCUGAAAAUGCAGCGCAAGAAAGUGGACAAUCGCAUCCGGAUACUGAUCGAGAAUGGAGUAGCUGCACGGCACAGGACACUUUUUGUUGUCGUAGGGGAUCGUAGCAAAGAUCAGGUAGUCAUACUUCAUCAUAUGUUGUCUAAAGCAGCUGUAAAGGCUAGACCAUCAGUAUUAUGGUGUUAUAAGAAAGAGCUGGGCUUCAGCAGCCACCGUAAAAAAAGAAUGAGGCAGUUGCAGAAGAAGAUUAAAACUGGAAUGUUAGAUCUGAAACAAGAUGACCCGUUUGAGUUGUUCAUAGCAGCCACAAACAUUCGGUACUGUUACUACAACGAGACACACAAAAUUCUUGGAAAUACUUUCGGCAUGUGCGUCCUCCAGGACUUUGAAGCUUUGACGCCCAAUUUGCUGGCUCGUACAGUUGAAACCGUGGAAGGCGGCGGCAUCGUGGCGAUUCUUCUGAGAACAAUGAACUCCCUGAAGCAGCUCUACACCAUGACCAUGGAUGUACACUCUCGCUACCGGACAGAAGCACAUCAGGAUGUGGUCGGCCGAUUCAAUGAAAGGUUCAUUCUUUCUCUGGCAUCUUGCAAAACCUGCAUGGUGGUUGACGAUCAGCUUAACAUCCUCCCGAUCUCUACCCAUGUAGCAGACAUUGCUGCUAUUCCACCCCGGUCUCAGGAGGAUAGUCUGAGUCCUCAGGACAUGGAGCUGAAGGAACUAAAGGAGAACCUCCAGGACACUCAGCCCGUAGGAGUGCUUGUGGAUGGUUGUAAAACCCUGGAUCAGGCCAAAGCUGUUUUGAAGUUCAUUGAAGCCAUUUCUGAGAAGACGCUGAGAAGCACUGUGGCUUUAACAGCUGCCCGAGGUCGUGGUAAAUCAGCUGCCUUGGGGUUGGCCAUAGCUGGAGCAGUGGCUUUUGGCUAUUCCAACAUUUUUGUCACAUCUCCCAGCCCAGAUAACCUUCACACCCUGUUUGAAUUUGUAUUUAAAGGCUUUGAUGCUCUGCAGUAUCAGGAACACUUGGAUUAUGAGAUUAUUCAGUCUCUCAACCCUGAAUUUAGCAAAGCAGUCGUCAGAGUGAAUGUGUUCAAAGAGCACAGGCAGACUAUCCAGUAUAUCCACCCUGCUGAUGCUGUGAAACUGGGGCAAGCUGAGCUUGUGGUGAUUGAUGAAGCUGCUGCUAUCCCGCUCCCACUGGUGAAAAACCUGUUAGGCCCUUACCUCGUCUUCAUGGCUUCUACAAUCAAUGGGUAUGAGGGUACUGGCCGUUCCCUCUCCCUGAAGCUGAUCCAACAGUUACGGCAACAGAGUGCACAAGCACAGGCCAGUAUGACAGCAGAGAACAAGGCGACGACAACGCUGAAACUGUCCUCAGCUCGCUCGCUGCAUGAAGUUUCCCUCCAGGAAUCCAUUAGGUAUGCCCCGGGAGAUCCAGUCGAAAAGUGGCUGAACGACUUGCUGUGUUUGGAUUGCCUCAACAUCACAAGGAUUAUAUCUGGCUGCCCACUGCCCGAAACCUGUGACCUAUACUACGUGAACAGGGACACCCUCUUCUGCUAUCACCGAGCAUCAGAGACUUUUCUUCAAAGGCUGAUGGCGCUGUACGUGGCUUCUCACUACAAGAACUCUCCCAAUGAUCUCCAGAUGCUUUCAGAUGCUCCUGCCCAUCACCUCUUCUGCCUUCUGCCACCCGUUGCACCUACCCAGAAUUCUUUGCCAGAAGUGCUUGCUGUCGUUCAGGUAUGUUUGGAGGGAGAGAUCGCCCGUCAGUCUAUUAUGAACAGUCUGUCGAGGGGGAAGAAAGCAUCGGGAGAUCUCAUUCCAUGGAGCGUCUCAGAGCAGUUCCAAGAUCCUGACUUUGGCAGUCUCUCUGGUGGGAGAGUUGUUCGCAUUGCGGUCCAUCCUGAUUAUCAAGGGAUGGGCUAUGGCAGCCGAGCUCUGCGUUUGCUGCAGAUGUACUAUGAAGGCAAGUUUCCUUGUUUGGAAGAAAAAGUGACUCAGAAGCCAAGAGAAAUUGCUACCGUGAGCAGUGAGGCGGUCAGUUUAUUAGAAGAAGCUGUGAUGCCUCGGAAGGAUUUGCCGCCUCUGCUUCUCAAACUGAGUGAGAGGCAAGCUGAGAAUCUGGACUAUCUUGGUGUGUCUUACGGUUUGACACCAAGGCUGCUCAAGUUUUGGAAACGAGCUGGAUUUGUACCAGUUUAUCUGAGGCAGACUCCUAAUGAUCUGACUGGGGAGCACUCAUGUAUCAUGCUGAAGACCUUGAAUGAAGAGGAAGAGAGUGUGCAGGAGAACUGGCUAAGUGCCUUCUGGAAAGAUUUCAGGAGGAGGUUUCUCUCCCUUUUGUCAUAUCAGUUCAGCACUUUCUCUCCUUCGUUAGCUUUGAACAUUUUGCAAAACAGGAAUAUCAAGCCGCCACCUCAACCCCCAAUCAGCCGUAAUGAAUUAGAAGCUGUUUUUAUCCCUUACGACCUGAAGAGGCUGGAGAUGUACUCAAGGAACAUGGUGGACUAUCACUUGAUUAUGGACAUGAUUCCAGCUAUCUCUAAGAUGUACUUUCUCAACCAGCUUGGAGAUAUGACCCUUUCUGCUACUCAGUCUGCUCUUCUUCUUGGGAUUGGUCUCCAGCACAAAUCUGUGGAUCAGUUGGAGAAAGAGAUAGAGCUGCCUAGUGGCCAACUGAUGGGCCUCUUCAACAGGUCUAUCCGCAAGGUGGUUCAGGUGUUCAACACUAUCCUGGAAAAGGCUGUGGAAGAGCAGAUGGCAGUAACCAAAGACGUUGUAAUGGAGCCAACUCUGAAAUCCUUAAAUGAGGAUUUGGAAGAAGCAGCAAAAGAAUUUCAGGAAAAACACAAACAAGAUGUUGGGAAGUUGAAAGAUCUGGACUUUUCACAGUAUGUUAUCCGAGGAGAUGAUGAAGAGUGGAAUGAAGUGUUGACCAAAGCAGGACAGAAUGCUUCCAUUGUCAGCCUCAAAAGUGACAAGAAGAGAAAAUCAGAAGCAAUCACAAUAGGAGCAAAACCGGAGAAGAAAUUUAAAAAGAAAAUCCCAAAGCAGAAGUGGAAGAAAUGAUCUCAAAAUCUGGGAUGUGGAGCACUUGUUUUGUGGGAACCUGAAGAGCAAAUCACUGUAGGCCACAAAGAAACCAUACAUUGAAGUGGGAAGACAUGAAGGUUUUUCCUCCCCUUCGUAUAGGGGCACCCUGAAGCUAAACAGUUCAGAAGGUCUUUUUUAUGUUAUUGCUGCCAGCUCAGCAUUUGUGUUACGCUAAAAGAACAGUAGAGCAGUAAACUGGAUUGUUACCAGGAAUUAUGACUCUUUACAGUUUAGCCUUAUAAAGCCUCUGUUUUGUGUGCCUCGGAGACCUAUAAAAAUCUUUCCUUUCUCUUUA